AUGGUUUGCAUUGAUUUACAUGCCACAGUGAAUUGUGAGGUUCUGGCCUCAAGUGCUUGGGAGCAUGCCUUGCUUCUCUUGAAGGUGUGCCCAUGGAAGGUCGAGUUCAACAUGAUGCUCAGUGCCUCCGAGAAGGCCCAUCGGCAUUUGUCCGUCCAACUCUGGAAGGACAUGUUGGACACAUCCCUGCAGCCGGACGAAAUCAGUCACAAUGCCGUCAUCAGUGCAGUGGAGAAAUGUGCGCUGUGGCAAUCUGCCUUGAAUCUUCUCAACAGCAUGUACCAGGUGCAGCCUACAGUGAUCAGCUAUGCUGCCACAGCACGUGCACUGGCAAGAGUGCAACGCUGGAAAGAGGUUCUGCACCUUCUCAACGAAGUGGCCAAGAAUUGGAUUGAAGCUGACAGCUUUGUGUUCAAUGCAGCCAUCAGUGCUUGUGAGUGCCACUGGCACUUGGCACUUCACUUCCUCAGAGAGAUGUGGCUCCAACAGAUUCAAACCUCUGAGAUCAGUUUUGUGGCGGCCCUCACCUCAUGCCAAAGAGCUCAAAGGUGGCAAGAAGCUUUGAAUUGCUUGGGGGUCAUGGCCGGUCAUGGCGUUGCAUGCUUUGCAACCGACGUCCAUUUCCUUGAGUUUGGUGAUUCAGAUUGUUGGCAACAAAGUGGCCUUGCUCGGCCAGCUGCUCCAGAGGACAAGCAGACAAGGUCUUGA
Durusdinium trenchii is the source of this 708-nucleotide messenger RNA. NCBI's taxonomy places the organism in Eukaryota, Dinophyceae, Suessiales, Symbiodiniaceae. The record is from the annotation of a GenBank genome assembly.